Molecule: messenger RNA, 9621 nt
Organism: Anolis carolinensis (green anole)
Lineage: Eukaryota; Metazoa; Chordata; Lepidosauria; Squamata; Anolidae
Gene: itga9
Product: integrin subunit alpha 9
Exons: 28
Coding region: 212-3301 (1029 amino acids)
Biological process (GO): integrin-mediated signaling pathway; cell-matrix adhesion; cell adhesion mediated by integrin
Cellular component (GO): external side of plasma membrane; integrin complex
Molecular function (GO): integrin binding
Source: RefSeq, a predicted model, not a curated record
GCGGGGCAGAGCCAAGAGAGUCCCAAAGUGAGCCCGGCUGCUUUGCUCUGGCUCCUCUGAUAGCAGCAGCAGGGUCUUUUUGCGGCAUCGGACUCUCCUCGGGCAGCCUCCCCUUCCCUUGUGUCUUUCGCGGGCGGAGGCGUGCUUUUGGAGGCUUUGGGGCGACCGGGACCCCGGCGGGAAGAGGAGAGCCCCCUUUGCAUCGGGGAGCAUGGCGGGGCGGCCCCGGAGGGGCUUGAAGGGGCUGCUGUGGCUGCUCUCCGUGGCGUCGGUUUCCUCCUACAACAUCGACCUGGAGCGCCCCGUGAUCUUCCAGGGACCCAACAACUCUUUCUUCGGCUACUCCGUGCUGGAGCAUUACUACGAUAGCACGAGAUGGAUCUUGGUUGGUGCCCCAAAGGCAGAUUCUAAAUACAGUGCUUCGCUUAAGUCUCCGGGAGCUGUUUUUAAAUGCAGAGUUCACACUAAUCCUGAUAGGAGGUGCACAGAAUUGGACAUGGGUCGAGCCAAUAUUCCAGGAAUGCCUUGUGGGAAGACAUGCAAAGAGGACCGAGAUGAUGAAUGGAUGGGUGUCAGUCUAGCAAGACAGCCUACUGCUGGAGGAAGUAUACUAGCCUGUGCGCACCGUUGGAAGAACAUCUACUAUGAGACAGAGUACAUCCUUCCUCAUGGGUUUUGCAACAUCAUCCCACCCAAUCUGGGGCCCAAUGGUCGAAAGCUAUUGCCCUGCUAUGAAGAAUAUAAGAAGAAGUAUGGAGAAGAGCAUGGCUCAUGUCAGGCUGGCAUAGCAGGCUUCUUCACAGAGGAGCUGGUCAUCAUGGGAGCCCCUGGAUCUUACUACUGGACAGGGACAAUCAAAGUACUGAAUCUCACUGACAAUACAUAUUUCAAACUGAAUGAUGAAUCUGUGAUAGCUAAACGGUACACGUACCUUGGAUAUGCGGUGACAGCAGGUCACUUCUCCCAGACAAUGACCACUGACGUCGUAGGAGGAGCUCCUCAGGAUGGAGGUGUCGGAAAGGUAUAUAUUUUUCGCACUGAUAAGAGGUUUGGGUCUUUAAUAAAGAUCUUCCAGGCUUCGGGUAAAAAGAUGGGCUCUUACUUUGGCUCCUCCUUAUGUGCAGUUGAUUUGAAUUCUGAUGGACUUGCAGACCUCCUGGUCGGAGCGCCCAUGUUUUCAGAGAUCCGGGACGAGGGCCAAGUCACUGUCUACCUCAGCAGAGGAAACGGAGUCCUGGAAGAGCAGCUUGCCCUGAAUGGUGACAAUGCCUACAAUGCACACUUUGGAGAAAGUAUAGCUUCCCUGGGGGAUAUGGACGAUGAUGGAUUCCCAGAUGUUGCCAUUGGUGCCCCUAAAGAGGACAACUACAUUGGAGCAGUCUACAUCUAUCAUGGAUACACAGGUGGCAUUGUACCUCAAUAUUCCAUGAGAAUAGCUGGAAAACAGUUAAGUCCAAGACUGCAGAUGUUUGGCCAGUCAAUUUCAGGAGGUGUUGAUAUGGAUGGAAAUGGUUACCCAGAUGUGACAAUUGGAGCCUUUAUGUCAAACAAUGUGAUUCUUCUAAGGUCCAGGCCUGUCAUCACUAUGGAUGUCACCAUUUUCCUGCCUGCAUCUAUUGACAUCACAGCUCCACAGUGUCAUGAUGGCUUGCAGCAAGUGAACUGCCUAAAUGUUACAGCCUGCUUUAGUUUCAAAGGAAAGCACGUCCCUGGAUUGAUAGGAUUGAACUAUAACUUGACAUCAGAUGUGACCAAGAAGGAAAGGGGCAAUCCAAUCAGGGUUUAUUUUGUUUCUUUUGGAGAAGCAAUGGGCCAAAUCUCAGAGCAGCUGGAGCUGUCCUAUAUGCAAGAGAAAUGCAAGCACUACCUAGCCUAUGUGAAGAGAAGAGUCAAAGAUGUGAUCUCACCAAUUGUAUUUGAAGCUGUGUAUAGCCUUGGAGAACACACCAUGUCAAAACAGGAGAAAGAAUUACCUGCGCUGAGGCCUGUACUUCGAUGGAAAAGGGGACAGAAGAUGGCUCAGAGAAAUCAGACUGUAUUUGAGAGGAACUGUCAAUCAGAUGAUUGUGCUGCUGACCUGAAACUUCAAGGGAAACUCUUCUUGUCCAGUGUUGAUGACAGGGCUCCCUAUCUGGCUUUGGGAGCAGUGAAGAACAUUUCUCUGAACAUUUCCAUCUCAAACAUUGGGGACGAUGCUUACGAUACCAACAUAGCUUUCAACUUCUCCAGGAAGCUCUUCUUCAUCAAAAUGUGGCAAAAGGAAGAGAUGGGCAUUGCAUGUGAAUUACUAGAACCAGACUCGGACUUCCUUAAGUGCAGUGUGGGCUUUCCCUUCAUGAGAUCAAAGUCCAAGUAUGAGUUCAGUGUUAUCUUUGACACCAGCCAUUUGUCCGGUGAAGAGGAGAGUCUCUCAUUCCUUGUCACUGCUCAAAGUGGGAACUUAGAACACAACCUCCAUGACAACUCUCUCACCCUCUCUGUUCCUCUCAUGCAUGAAGUGGACUCCUCCAUCACAGGUGUGGUGUCCCCCAGUUCUUUCAUUUACGGUGAGUCAGUGGCAGCCUCUCAGUUUAUUCAGCUGGAAGAUUUUGAAUGUCAUUUUCAGGACCUCAACUUCACUCUUCAGGUGUACAAUGCUGGCCCAAGCACACUUCCUGGAUCUUUUGUCGACAUUUCAUUUCCUAACCGUCUCUCGGCUACUGGAGCUGAAAUGUUUCAUAUUCGGCAGAUAAUGGUUGCACAAGACAAAGGGAACUGCUCUUUUCAGAGAAACCCAACCCCAUGUGUCAUUCCUCAAGAAAAGGAGAAUAUUUUUCAUACAAUAUUUGCUUUUUUUACCAAGUCUGGUAGAAGAGUCCUGGAUUGUGACAGACCAGGCAGACCUUGUUUAAUUAUACAUUGCAACUUAAGCUCACUAGCAAAAGCAGAAUCUCGCAACAUAGAUAUCCAGAUGCUAUUGAACACUGAAAUACUAAAAAAGGACAGUUCAUCUGUCAUUCAGUUCAUAACAAGAGCGAAGGUGAGGGUGGACACAACCAUCCGGGCAGUAGAAAUACCCAACGGAAAUUCAGAAGAUGCAACGGUGGUCUUUGAGGCCUUGCACAAUCUGGAGCCUCGCGGUUAUGUGGUCGGCUGGAUCAUUGCUAUCAGUUUACUCGUGGGAAUUCUCAUCUUCCUGCUGCUGGCAGUGCUGCUAUGGAAGAUGGGCUUCUUUCGGAGAAAAUAUAAAGAAAUCAUUGAGGCUGAGAAGAACAGACAAGAGAAUGAAGAUAGCUGGGACUGGGUCCAGAAAAGCCAAUGAACCGUUGCAGGAGGGAAAACACUGAAAGCCCAGUCAUGUGAUUCAUCAUUACUCCCCUAUUGGUCCUGCUCUUGUAUCUUCCAUAUGUGGAAGAAGGAAUCUUCUCCAGAUUUUUCGGAGACCCUGUUGAUGCUGUUGUUGUUCUUCAUCAUCUUAAGCUAGGGAACAUACCCUGAAGCAACCACUGCAGGCAUGUCAGGUGACUGGAGCAAUGUCGACUUCCUGGAAGAGAUUAACUUUGAGCUGCAGCGCAGAGCAAUAUUUAUGAAUCCAACAUAUGUGGUAUACCCUCAGGGGAAGACUGUUGCCUAAAACAAAGUAUUUUUUAUAAAUAUAAGCUUUUUAUACUGAUUAUGUCCUGUUAUAUAUUUGUACCAAUGUUUUAUGUUUUCUAUUGAAUAUCUAUCUAUAUAUAUAGUUCACUAAGGCUGCAAUCCUGUGCAUACUUAUAUAGGAGCAAGUCCCAUUAGGUACAAUGAGACUUACUUCUGAGUAAAGAUUCAUAGGAUUGUGCUGUAAAGCACUGAUAUCCAGCUGAAGUUCUGGACAUGCAUAUGUGUAUAUAACAACCAUACUGUACCUUUGAAUUUCAAUGCGGAAGAAAAAAACAGAUGAAACUUAAUGAAAAUCUAUACUGUAGUAAAUCCACAAAUCUUGGUGAUGGUUUCUAAAUAUCCUCUGGUAGCAUUGAGCCAUUGUCCUUUCACAUACAUGAUAAAAAGUCAGAAGUUUAAACAAGUUGUGAGCUAAAGAACUGCAAGUGCUGCUUGAAUUGAAUUUAGAAAGAAAAUGUCUUGGUUCAGCUAUUCAGAGGCUGUCUCACAAAGCAGCCAUCACAUCCUGUGGCCUCCCAGAUGAUGCUGGACAACAGCUCUGCAUUGACUAUGCUAGUUAGGACUGAUGAGAAUUGCAAUCCAGCAGCAUCCAGAGGGCCACAAGGUAUCAACGGCUGCUAUAGCUUAUGUCUUAUUCUUAAGACACUUCUCUGUUCAAUCCUCUACAUCUUUUUACAACUGUCAAGUUGUAAAAAAAAUAUAAAGAGGUGACUUCAUUCAAAUAUAGAAAGCAAAUUGAAAAUUAAAAAACCUGGUAUUUUUCCCCGUUUCCAAUUCUAUCUUCAUGCAAUGUUUCUAAGGCCCAUUCCACACUGUACCUAUAUACCAGGAUCUGAUCCCAAAUUAUCUGCUUAUCCCAGAUUAUCUGGCUGUAAAAACUCAUAUAAUCCAGUUUGAACAAGAUAAUCUGAGACCAGAGGCGGUUCAAUCACCAGGCCAACUAGGCAGUUGCCUGUGGCGCCAUCUUGUUGGGGGCGCCAUCGAGGCAACUCCUGUCUCCUGCGGCCUGCCUCCGCAAGGUAUUGAACUGCUUUUUCUGUUGAUUUGUUGUAAAACAUGAUGUUUUAGUGCUUAAUUUGUAAAAUCUUAAUGUAAUUUGAUGUUUAAUAGGCUUUUCCUUAAUCCCUCCUUAUUAUCAAACAUUUUCACUUAUCCAACGCUUUUAUUUUUCAGUUUUUGGUUGGGGAGGGGGCAAAAUUCUGUUCGCCUACACUUGAAAAAUACCCAGGGCUGGCUCUGUCUGAGACCAAAUCCUGGGAUAUAGAGCAGUGUGGAAGGGACCUAACUCUUUCUUGCUGUUGCAUCUUCUUUCAAGAGACCCAGGCCACACACAGUUGAAUAAAAUCUCACAUUUUCUGCUUUGAACUGGAAGAUAUGGCAGUGUGGACUCAGAUAACCCAGUUCAAAACAUAUGGGGAUUUUCUGUCUUGAUAUCCUAGGUUAUAUGGCCGUCUGUAAGGACCCCCAGAAAAGGGAUGCAGGGGCCAAGAACAUGGACUUACUGCAUUUCAACAUUUCUGUUCUUGUCAAACUUUGUUCCUUCUCUAUGUGUCACAUACUUUAUAAAUAGCAAACCAUGCUUUGCAACCAAUGCCAGGAUCUAUAAUUCACUUGGGCUUUUAUGUAUCCUUGUUCAAAGAGCAUAUUGCACUGAAAAAAAAACAGCAAUGAAUGUUUUCCUUCGGCCAACCCAGAGUUCACUGGUAUGUAGUUCUUUGGCAAUGAGAAGGAGUUGGGGAGCCAAGAUCUCAUAAAUAUAAACAGAGGAAACUCCCAUCAUCCUAAUGUGUGAUUAUUUUAUGAUUAUUUAUCUGUCAGCUUCUUCAUUGUAAUGUUACUCUUGAAUUGCCCUCCAAGGUAGGACAGUCUUAUUUAGGAGAUUGGAAACCUAUAAUUAGAGAUGCUAGUGUUCAUGGUUGGUAACCAGUGAAUUUGUGUUUCAGCUGAGAUUUAUAUCAAAGUCCAGAAGUUUGCACUUUGGGCUUUCCUAAUUUUUAGCAAGAUUUUGUUAAUAGAAUUCACUGCAUGCUUGUUCUGUGUAAAUAUGGUUUUAUUAUAAUUGGGGCAUACACUGGCAAACAAAAAAUAUGCAGGAGUUGUACACAUAUUAUGUUAACAGAUAUUAAUAUUCAGCGCAAGAAAAUGUUGUGAAUGUGGAAGUAUUCAGGUAUUAUGGGUUCAUGUACAAAAUAUAUCUCUAAAUUUUACAGCAGUCACACAUUACAUUCAUAUGGUGAAGGCACUAACAACAGUGGGCUAUUUUACUAUAAAAUACAAACUUUUCAUAUAGUUCUACAAUAGAUUUACUUGUAGUUCCAUCACAAUGGUUAGUAGUAUGUUUAGGGUGAUACUGUAUUGUUCACAGUGGUAGAAUCUUACAGAAAUACACCAAAGAACAGGCCAGCUUUCAAGGAAUGCUAUGGCUUUCUGUGGGAACAAUUUCUAGAAAAUCCUAUUGUGAAGUUAAGAUAAUAAGGUUAAGCACACAAAACUGCCUUCAAUAGAGUCAAAACACUGGCCCACCUACACCAGUAAGUAUCUUCUUUGAACCUUGUUACUUUAGGCACUUUUUUAUGUCAGGAGCAACUGGAGUUGCUUCUGGAUUGAGAGAAUUGGCCGUCUGCAAGGACGUUGCCCAGGGGACGCCCGGAUGUUUUGAUGUUUUACCAUCCUUGUGGGAGGCUUCUCUCAUGUCCCCGCAUGGAGCUGGAGCUGAAAGAGGGAGCUCAUCCACGUUCUCCCCGAGUGGGAUUCGAACCUGGCAGCUUUCAGGUCAGCAACCCAACCUUCAAGUCACAAGGCUUUUAUCCCCUAGGCCACCGGAGGCUCCUUAGGCACUUUGAGAUAAUGAUCCUAGCUGGGACUUUGGGGAUCAGAGACCAACUACAUACCAGACAUAUUUUCUCCGUAUAUGACGUGGGCCCCUUUCAAAUGCAUUCUGAGGACUGUACCACUUAUCAAAUGUGCGUAUAAAUUGAGAUCAUUAUCUGGUGCUGCAUACCAAUCGUGUGCUCACAUGGUGCUUCUUUGUAAUGUAAAGAGGAAAACUUGUGUAGGCUAUGUGUGUACAAAUGCAGUUCAUGUACAUGAUAUAUACUGUAUACAUCUACAGCAGGCCUGCACAACCAGGUGUUUGGGCCUCCAACUCCCAGAAGCCCUGUCCAGCUUACCUGUCCAGGUCAGGAAUUCUGGGAGCUGAUGUUCAAAACAUCUGGAAGGCUGCAAGUUGUGCAGGUUUGAUCUACAGCUUGCCCAUGGUUUACUGACCCCACCUGAUUUUACAAGUAGCUACAGCUAGCUGUAUGCUCAACUGUGAGGCUUUUUCAUAUAAAAAACAGCUCAGAAUUUUAGGAAGUUCUGAAGAUUUCUUCACCAUUCAUAAAAUAUUUGAGGACAUGGUUGGAUAUCAUAUUAAUUUGAAAUCCCACUAGGACCUAGGAUAUUGUUGGGAAGACCCAGUCACUUUGCUAGGGGCAUUGCCUGGCCCUUUCAUGUAUGGUUAAUUAAGAAUGAUUUUAAAACAUGGGAAAAGCUGGUACUAUCUCCCAUAACCUGAAGGGGUUUUCUCAUUUUGGGGAGAAAAACAAGCUACUGUGGUGGCUUCUCCCAGGGUUUGAUGGCAAACUAAACAAGGGGUCAUAGUUUGUGGGAGCAAUCUAGCAGUCUGUGCUGGCAUACAGGCUGGUCUCCAGCAAUCCAGAAUUACCAUAUUCACUUGAGUCUAAUGCACAUCUUUUUUGGUCGAGUUACAUUGCUAAAAUUGAGCUGCGCCAUAGAUUUUAUGGAGCAUUAGAAUCAUGCAUGUAAACUCACCUACAUGAAAAGGCCUGUCAGAACCUAGAGCCUUGGAGGCAAAACAAGGAGGCAGGGGUGAAGAGGGUGUUUCUGGUGGUGGCAGCAGUGACCUCAGGGAUCCAUGGCACCCAGAGCAGGAGGAGGAGCACCUGGCUGGUGACCCGGACAUGCCUGCCAUUUAGCUGCAGAGGGGCGGUGAGCCCUUCAGGACACUCUUACCAAAGAGGCAGAAAGUAUCAUCCUCUGGGCCAGGGCUCAGCAAUGUUUCCUGCCUCCUGGGUGGCCUUUGGGGUCUCUCCACCACCACCCCAAGACUCAGGGCUGUGUGGUUUCCAACUCACCUCAUUCACAAGUUUUUCAAAACCUCCUUGGUUUUGAACUGCUAGUCAGUGAAGCCAGUUGGGUACUGCAUGAGGCUGAUGAGUUUGCCAGUCUUGGCAUGACAGAGGUUCAUGGCUUCCAACUGGCCUCAUUCAUGCUGCCCACUCUGUGAUCCACUAUGCUUGUGCCUUAUAUUUGAUUGCAAAUCUUUUUUUUUUGUAAUGUGCACCUUCAAAAUUGAAUUGUGCAUUACAUUCCAUGGCACAUUAUACUUGGGUAAAUAUGGUAGUUCAAUUUUGGCUUGCAAUGUGAACCUAGCUUGUGACUGACAGGUUUGUCAUUCACUUACCACUUCAUCAGAUAGGCCAAUUUGCCCGUCAUAUGCUGCUUCACCUCCCUUUUCAGCAUGGAGCCCUUCACAGAAUGUAAAGGGACUUUCAGCUGAGCUCUGUGCUGAAAAGGGAGGUGAAGCAGAGCACCCUACCACCACGGCAACAUGGGAGCCUUCCCUUCAAUGUGGGGAGCCAGGCGGUGACGCUCCCUUCAUGGAAUGAGGAGGAAGAUAAGGCAGAUAAUGCAGGGCGUGGAGAGGCAGCUUCUCCACACUCCCUGCAGGGAUCCCAUGGAUUCACUGCAAUGCAGAGGAAAUCCAUGGGCCUUUCUGAUAAGGUUCUUAGUUAAACUAUAGACCCAUCUCUCAGCAUUAAAGAGAAGCCAUAGCUUUCGAGAGAGAAAAAAAACUAGGCUCCAACAAGACAUCUUGGGUUUGUUGGUGAGAAGGAAAACCAUUGUGAUUGAAUCCUUUAUAUGGCAGCUUUUCUGUUUAUUUACAGGAAAUAUUUGGGAUCUUUCUUUCUAUUGUUGCUGAUUUUCCAAAAUUCCAGCAUUGUCAUUUCAGACUUGACAUUAAUCUUCAUUUUAUGUUAUUAAAUUAUGCACCUUCAAAUUAUUUCUGAUGUAGAGUGACCCUAAGGCAAAACUAUCUCAGGGUUUUUAUGGCAAGAUUUGGUCAAAGAGGAUUUGCCUUUGCCUUCCUCUGAGGCUGAAAGGGUGUUAUGUGCCCAAGCUCACCUACUGAAGAUCCAUGGCAGAGUGGGGAAUUGAACCCUGGCUUUCAGAGUCCUAGUCCAACAAUCAAACUAUUGCACCAUGUUAGCUCAUUAAGAAAAAAGACAAAUAAUGUGAAGGAGCAGAAACUCAGUAUCUUUGGAGCAAAGAGCUUUAAAACAUAAGAAGCACUGCCAAUGUUAAAUUUAUGAUAUCUUUCUGACUGAAGGUUCAUAUGUACUAAGCAAUAAAUAGUCUUCAAAACCGUAAGUUCCUCGUUCUAGCAAUACCAUUAUGGACACAUAUGUACACAAAACUUAGUAAUAACAACCCUAUGGUGCCUCAAAGACUAAAAAGUGCACGCUUUGUGAGUUAUCAAAUGUAUAGAAUAUUAUCCUGAGUUGGCAGAUAUUGAUGCAGAGAGAUUUCUUUUUUUCUUUCUUUCUUUUUUUUUUUUUGCUGCUGCAGUGGUGGUAAAGAUUUUAUUUUGAUACAGUCUGAAAGUUUACUCAACAAUUGUAAUCUGAAUGUCUGACUAGAUUACCAAUGUAGUUUUAAAUGUAGGCUAAACUACUGAUUCAAACUCUGCCAGCUCUGGAAAGAACCGAAACUGCCUUUUCACUAAGUGAUCCAUAAAAUAAGAUAGUUUCACUGUUGAGAAAGUGACAACUCGGCACACUUUUGAAAAAGCAGCCAUACCAUACAAUAACAGACUGUUGCUCGCUUCUAUUUUUAAUGAUUCCAAAAUUCAGUGGCUAAAUUACGGAAUAGUCUUUUACUUGUACUGUUGAAUGUAAGAAUAUAAAGUUGUGACAAAUUUUA